UAUAGCAAAUUUCAACACGAAAUUUAUUAUUGCACAAAUGCGAUCAGUUAAAACGCAAACGUUGGCGAAUACGGAGUAAAACAGUUCGAACUAAAUCUGUAGUGCCACAAAAAAAGCUAACAUAUUUUUGUUUUUCAAAAUCUCCAAAUAAGUCUUAAAAAAUUUACCUACAACCAAAACUCAACACGAAAAAUGCACUUUAAUGCCCUACUGCUAGCGCUUUGCCUGUUCGCGCUCUACGCCGCCGUGCGCAGUCAGGACAAUGUAGACGCUGCUGAUGAGAGCAACUCAACUGAGGAGAGCAUUGAGCUUAAUUUACUACCAGCGGAGGAGAACAAUGUCGCGCCACCCAAAAGUGCCAGCGCAGAAACGACAGCCACAUCACCUGGAGCACAAACGCAAACGACGAACACUUUCGAGGCGUCACGCCCACGGCUGCGUAAUAUCAAAACGCUGGAUAAUCACUGCAUCGAAUAUCUUUGCAUCGGUUUCCACUACGAACGCCCAGAUGAGGUGGCAUUUUUCGACAUCAAGGACGAAGUGCGUAUCAAUGGCGCUGACGCCACCUACGACAUAGUCAAUGCGCGCAACUACGACACGCUCAUCUUCGAGAAUUCGACAUUCGCGCGCUUUCCGCUCAACCUAUUCUAUGCCAUCAGCAUGAGCGUGCUGGAUAUGCGCAAUUGUUCCGUACAAGUGCUGACGUGGGAGUGCUUUUUGAUGGCGCAAAAUUUGCGCGGUCUCAUUCUCUCCGAAAAUCGCUUGCAAGCGAUCGAGCCAGCGACCUUCAAAUUCGCCAGCGAGCUGCAUGAACUCUAUCUCGACUCGAAUCGCUUAACGCAACUGCAUCGCGAUAGUUUUGAGGGUCUUUCACGCUUGCGUUACUUAGAUUUGCGUCACAAUCGGCUGACGUUGCUGCCGGUGGGCGUGUUUGAUCAUUUGGCCGCCCUCGAGGAACUGCUGCUGGACGAUAACCGCCUGCGCACGCUAAACGAUCAGCUCUUUCUCAAUAAUCUAAAUAUGUGGAUAUUGUCGGUGGGUGAGAAUCGCUUGGUGCAUAUUGAUGAGAAUGCGCUGAGGCGUCAAGCGCGUCUGGUGAUCUUAAACAUUGGCUACAACAAUGAGCUACGCACCCUGGUUUUGACGCUGCAGUUGCAACAUUUGGUGGCGACCAAUUGCGCUUUGGAGCGCAUUAACAUUUACGGACACGUGCGCAACGCUGAUCUCAGCUACAAUCACAUACAGGAGCUGUACUUCGCGCAGCCGGAGCAGUUGGAGAUGCUGAAUCUACGCAAUAAUUCACUGCAGCAGAUUGCCUCCUUGUCUCGCGCAACUAAUCUAAAGCUGCUCGACUUGGGCGACAAUCCCGAAUUGGGCACACUACCCACGCCUUGGCUAGCCAACGCUUUGGAGCGAUUGGAUCUCGGCAAUACGGGUUUGGCGCAGCUGCCCGUGGAGGCAAUCGCCGCGCAAGAGCAUCUCAAUUUUCUCAACGUGUCCUAUAACCGUUUGCGCGAGAUUAAUCCGCAGAACUUCAAGUAUUUGGAGCAUUUGAGUCACUUCGACAUACGCGGCAAUGAGUGGAAUUGUUACAAUUUAAAUAUUCUGAUGGAUGUGCUACUCAAGCCACUCAACAUCAUCUACGGCUAUGACGCAGUAGAUCCCGAGUUUCCGGGCGAAUAUGUGAACGACAUCGCGUGUAUGUAUCGCUUGGAGGGGGAGCAGGAGGAAGAUUCGAAUGGCAGUGGCAGUCAGCUGGUGGAGAUGGUGAAUGGACAGAAAUUAAGUCAACCCGCGCAGUUACAAGCGUUGCCGCUACAGGACGCGGAGACUUUUCGCCGAGAACUCAAGGCUAUAGUGGGCAUUUAUGAGCAGAAAUUUGAUCGUGCUUUUCGCAUGAUCGAAGAUUUGAAUGCGCGUUUGCGCGCUUUUGAGCGCUUUAAUGAGACACUGUUUCAGCAUGCCAUGAUUACGGUCUGAAUUUGUGUGAAUAAAAAUUGUAUUCUAAAACUUUUUGUAGAAUUGAUCGAAUUGUUAAUCCAAACUGUAUUUGUGUUGUAUUUUGGAAAAAUAAAUUACGACCCGUUUA
Rhagoletis zephyria (snowberry fruit fly) is the source of this 2089-nucleotide messenger RNA. RefSeq names its product Common Dpr-interacting protein (gene cDIP). Gene Ontology annotation, molecular function: protein binding. The record is from RefSeq and is a predicted model, not a curated record. NCBI's taxonomy places the organism in Eukaryota, Metazoa, Arthropoda, Insecta, Diptera, Tephritidae.